CAAAGGCGGCGCCACCAUGGCCCUCAGCGCGGCGCUCGGCCGGGGCGACCGGGGCUCGGGCAACAAGGACCUGGAAUCCCUCGACACCUACAUACAGAACACGCUCUCUGCCCUCUACCCACCUUCUGAGGCCACGGCAGCCACAGUGCUCUGGCAGCUGCUCAGCGUGGCCGAGAAGCUCUACGGUGGGGACGGGCUGCGCUGCCUCCUGGACUUCCUCAUCCCAGCCAAGAGGGCCCUGCAGCACCUGCAGCGGGAGGCCCGUGCCAGGUACGCAGGCCUCCUCUUCCUGCACGAAGGGUGGCCGCUGUGCAUCCACGAGAAGGUGGUGGUGCAGCUGGCGCCCCUGCGCGGAGUCAGGCUCAGGCCUGGGGACUUCUACCUGCAGAUCACUGUGGCGGCGGGGAGGCAGCCCGCCAGGCUGGUCUUGAAACGCCUUUCCCGGCUUGGACAAGGCUCGGAGGAAGUCAUUGUCCCUGAGACCAUGUACGGCUGUGUCUUCACGGGAGAGUUCCUGGAACUGCUGAACGGGGAGCAGAACGGUGUCCCCUUGCAAAACUGCUUGAUGACCUCGGGCUCGGUGGUCUACCGCACCCCCUGGAGCAACGUCACAGACCCUGUCUUUGUCCCCACCACCGGAACCAACCUGCCCAGCUGCCCCAGCGGUCCUGGGCCUCAGCAGCCGCCACCCGACAGCGCCUCGGAGGCUCCAGCCCCGGCACCAACCGUGGCCAGCCCCGCUCCCCAGGGCGGCACACCUUCCAAGCACACCCCAACCCUGCCCCACUGCGGUGGGCAUCCCAGCAGUAACCAGCCCCGCCGUCUUCCUUCCCCAAGAAGGGCUGAGUGCGAAAGCCCCGGGACCCUGUCCGGGAGUCCCAGUGGAGGCCUCAGGGGGGUUGGCCCCUCAGAGCAGGACCCCUGGGAGUGUCCUGAGAGCCCUGAAGGACCAGGAGGGAGGCUGGACCCCAUGGACAAGAAGGACGGCUCCAAGGCCCUCGCCUUCCACGCAGAGGGGGGCAGCCCGAGCUCUAGGAGGCGGCCGCCCAGAACCCCAGCCAGUGUGGAGGCCAGACGCUGGUUCAGGAAGUCCUACAUGGAGGCCCUGCAGAACCCUAUGCCCCUGGGCUCCAGCUCUGAGGAAUCCAUCGGGGAUGAGGCCUGUGGCUCCCAGACCCACGGCCGCAGGGCCAGGGGGGCCGGGGCAGCGGCCAGUCUUACCCAGAAAGAGAUCCGUGGCCCUGCGGGAGACCCCCAGGAGAUCCCGAGACAAGAGAAUGGUCCAGGAGCUGCAGGGAGGACCCUUCCCAGGAGGUCUCGAUCCUGGGAUAGGUCCCUCAGAAGCUCCCGAGGUGACACCUGGCGGGCCUCCCAGCACUUAGCCAGCACCAGGCCUGGGGGUCUCCUGGGAGGACAAGCUGUGGGGACCAGAACCACAGGCUCCAGCUGUCCAGGCACAGUGGAGAGUCCCAGCUGCACAGGAGAGGAAGCUGAUGUCUCUGCAGAGGGCAGCAGCGUCCGAGGAAGCAGCCCCAGCCGGUGUUCGGACCUGCUUGCUGAGCCGCUGUGCCCCGAGGGUGAAGCGUGGGCACCUGGCACAGGAGACCUGCCCAGCCGGGCGCCCAGGCAGGAGCUGGAACUCAACCAGGAGCUACUGCAGUCCGGGGCGGUCACCCUCCCAGGAACCCGAGACCGUCGGGGAAGAGCGGUGGUGCAGGUCUGUGCAAGGGGCCCACUCUGGUCCAGCGAACACGUGUCCAGUGCCGAGCUAACCCGUCUGCUGAAGUACCUCCACACCAUCCCCAGGAAGGAGGUGCGGGAGCUGGGGCUGGUCAUCCUGGUGGACGCACGCAAGAGCCUGGCCGCCCCCGCCCUCUCCCAGGCCCUGGCAGCCCUGCAGAACACAUCUCCUCCCUUAAUUCAUAGUAUUUUGCUGCUGGUGGAUAAAGAAUCAGCAUUUAGGCCUGACAAGGAUGCAACAAUUCAGUGUGAGCUGGUGGGUUCCCUGAAGGCCCUGCACAAAUUUGUCGACAGCUCCCAGCUGACUGCAGACCUCGAGGGCUCCUUUCCCUACAGCCACAGUGCCUGGAUCUGCUUCCGUCGGAAGCUGGAGCCCUUCACCUCAAACUGCGAGGAAGCCAUUGUUUUCCUACAAAAUUCAGUCCACUCCCUGAACACCCACAGGACCCCAAGCACAGCACAGGAGGUCGCAGAGUUGAUCGGCAAGCACAGGGCGAUGAUGAAGCGUGUCCUGGAAGACGCGCGGCUGGUGGCCCUCCGGCUGGAAGGCGGCACCGUGCUGGCACGGCUGAGGAGGGAGGAGCACGGCGCCGGCCAAGACUACCAGGACGCCAUCGAGGCUGCCUGCAGGCUGUACGACCAAGUAGACGAAGAGGUCCACAGGCUGGUCCUCGCCUCCAACAGGUGUCUGCAGGCACUGGAGGAGCUCCAGGAGCGAGGACACCAGUCAGGGCUCCAGGGGGGAGGUGACCAGAUCACAUCGUGGUUUGAAAAAGAAAGAGAGAAAUUCCUCGGGCCUUUGGAGCUGCUGUCUCUGGGGAAUGCAAAGCAGUGGCAGGCGUCCCGGGCUCUCCCGGACAGGCUGACGCAAUAUCGUCCGAAAGGGCUACGGCUGAUGGAAGAGGACUUGCAAGGUGCAGAGGAAGGGACCCAGGACUUCAGAAGGAGUCUGAGCGCCAAGGCCGGCCUGGCUGAGCGGAGGGAGGGCGAGCUGGCCAGGCAGGCCCUCGGGUCCGAGUUCUGCGAGACGGUGAGCGGGCGGACGCUGCGGUGCAGUCAGUGCCUAGAGCACCCGGACCCAGAGCUGGUCACCGAGGAUCUGAAGCGGUGUCGCCGGCAGGCCGUGCAGAGCUUCCCCAGGGCGAGCGUGGUGGUGGUGGGCCCCGGCGGCCAGUGGGCGCUGCCACGGGGCCAAACCUUGUGGCUGCAGAGCCGGCAGACCCGACGCCACUGGCAAGAGGCCCUUGGAGAAGAGGCCCCGGGCCCCGGCACCCUGCCUCUGGGCUGGAGCCCCCUGAAGCACGAGCUUGCCCAGGGACCCGAGGGGCAGCCCCUUGAGCCUUCCUGGACCCCUCCUGCUGACCCCGAGGGCCGAGCUGGGGAGUGGGCCUGACUGCUGCCCGGCCUCGCCGGACAAGCUGCUGUGUGUGGGCAGGGCGAGCACCUGCGCCCAGGUGUGCACGCACAGGACAGCAGCGGCACCUGCUCCCCGCACCCCAGGAAGCACCCCCCGCAGAAAAUUAGGAAGAAAGCACAAAGCUUCGCGACUCCUCAGCUUGACAGUGGCCCCAGCGACUCCCUCCGGCUGGGCCACACUGGGGUCUUCAUCAAAGGCCUGGAGGUGAUCGGCACUGCUGUGGCCUCAGAGAAGCGGCCCCCGCUGAGGCCACGUGCCGAGAGCCCUCGGCUCCCUCGGAACCGGAGUCUGUCCUCUCCCUCCAGGACCCACCCCUCCGAGGAGGAUGGGAAGGGCAAGCUGGAAGGUGAGCCGACGCAGCACGUGAUGGCCGAGAUGAUCUCCACGGAGAGGCAGUAUGUUAGGUCCUUAGGAUAUGUCAUCGACAACUAUUUUCCAGAAAUGGAAAGGACGGACCUGCCCCAGGACCUCCGAGGGAAGCGCAGCGUCAUUUUCGGGAACUGGGAGACUCUCUACGCCUUCCACCACGGGCGCUUCCUCCCGGGGCUGGAGCACUGCCGGCACCGCCCCUGGGCCGUGGGCCACGCGUUCCUGAGAUAUGAGGAGCAGCGUGGCAGGAACGCACCGUACAGCAAGAACAAGCGGGCGGACGCCCUGCUCUGCAGCCACGGCAACGCCUUCUUCAAGAACAAGCAGCAGGAGCUGGGUGACAAGAUGGACCUGGCCUCCUACUUGCUGAAGCCCGUGCAGCGCGUGGGCAAGUACGCACUGCUGCUCCGGGCCCUGGUCCAGGAGGCUGGCGGCUGCCCCGCCCGUGAGCAGGCGCUGGGCGAGCUGAGGGCCACAGGACAGGCCUGCGGGGAGGCGCCCACACUUGAGACCCCCCAGACCCCCGCCCAGAGGGAAGGGAACGCCCGGGAGAGGCUGCUGGGGCGGGAGCCACGGGAGGAGAGGCAGGUGGAUCUGAAGGAACAGGGGCGGCUGAUAUGCCAGGACGAGUUCCUCGUUUGCUGCCGAGGGAAGAAGCACCUGAGGCGUGUGUUCCUGUUUGAAGACCUCAUCCUGUUCAGCAAGACCCAGAAGGCGGACGGAGGCCACGACGUGUACGCGUACGAGCAGUCCUUCAAGAUGGCACAGAUCAGGAUGACGGAGAACGUCGGGGACAGUGGCUUGAGGUUUGAGAUCUGGUUCCGCAGGCGGCGGAAAUCCCAGGACACCUGCAUUCGCCAGGCGAGCUCCGCGGAGGUCAAGACCUCCUGGACGGACGUGACAGGGAAGGUCCUGUGGUGGCAGGCUCUGCGGAGCCGAGGUGGGCAGAGCGGCUGGAGGGCGCUCGGCGUGCAGGGCCAGCUCGGGCUGGGCUCGGGCUGGGCGCAGGGCUCGUGGUCGGUCCGAGGGGCUCCUUAGCACCGCCCAUCAGCACCGAACACUUACUUCUUAAAACAACAAGCAAGACCCCGGCCCCCACGCUCCGAGAGAGGUCUCAGCCCCAGCUCCCAGACGCCCUCAGACCCGUGGCGUCAGCUUCCUGCUCUCCCUGUGGUCAAGG
Molecule: messenger RNA, 4706 nt
Organism: Globicephala melas (long-finned pilot whale)
Lineage: Eukaryota; Metazoa; Chordata; Mammalia; Artiodactyla; Delphinidae
Product: pleckstrin homology domain-containing family G member 4B
Molecular function (GO): guanyl-nucleotide exchange factor activity
Source: RefSeq, a predicted model, not a curated record